Engraulis encrasicolus (European anchovy) is the source of this 1956-nucleotide messenger RNA. Its product is annotated as E3 SUMO-protein ligase ZBED1-like. Bases 56 to 1915 code for a protein of 619 amino acids. The transcript has 3 exons. The record is from RefSeq and is a predicted model, not a curated record. Gene Ontology annotation, molecular function: DNA binding; protein dimerization activity. NCBI's taxonomy places the organism in Eukaryota, Metazoa, Chordata, Actinopteri, Clupeiformes, Engraulidae.
GAAACGCAACAGCUUGCACGAGUGAAGAGAUAGUCAGUCUACUACAUGAAGGCAAAUGGAUAGUGUGGAAGAGCCAGGUGGUAGCGGAGAGAGCCAGGCAAGUGAUUCAACAAAGUUUGUCCCCAAGAGAGGUGCGCAUUCUGUUGUGUGGAAAUACUUCGGCUUUAAACCUGAAGACGACGAUCAAUGUGGCGAGGUGUACUGCUGCAUAUGCUCCAUCACAGUAGGAGCAAAGCAGGGCAAUACUUCUAAUUUGUCCGGCCACCUCAAACGCCACCACAUAGUGCAAUAUGACGAAAUUAUGCCCAAGACACCUGAUGCACGCCCAAAACAGGCGUCUAUAACAGACACCUUACAGAACGCGACGCCCUAUCCGACCAGCUCCAGCAGGCAAAAACAAAUAACUGAUGCAAUAGCAUACCACAUUGCCAAAGACAUGGCGCCGAUGUAUACAGUCGAGCACGUUGGAUUUAAAAAGAUGGUCCAAACAUUGGACAAACGUUACACUAUGCCUUCGCGGAAAUACUUUUCCAAUGUUGCGAUACCAGCAAUGUAUGAUUCCAAGCGGGCAGAUGUCAAAGCGGAAUUACGUGAAGUGAAAUACUUCUCGGCAACGUCAGAUUUGUGGUCCAGCCGGACCAUGGAGCCUUAUAUGAGCCUGACCGUGCACUUCAUUACAAGUGACUUCGAGAUGAAAAGCCGAUGUCUUCAGACGAGUUUCUUCCCGGAGGACCACACUGGUCAGGCUUUAGCUCAUGGCUUGAAGGAGGCGCUUGCGGCAUGGGGGUUGGAUGAGGAAAGGCUGGCUUGCAUUACAACAGACAACGGGCAAAACAUCGUCAAAGCCAUUUCCAUAAACAACUGGACCAGGCUGCAAUGUUUUGGCCACAGACUGCAUCUUGCAAUCGAAAAUGCCAUGAAGCACACAAAAGUUGACAGAGCAGUGGGCCUUUGCAAGAAGAUUGUGGGAUCCUUCAGUCACAGCUGGAAGCGCAGGAGAGACCUUGCUCAGGUCCAAAAGGAGCUCAAACUGCCUGUGCACAAACUGAAAACGGAGUGUCCAACAAGAUGGGGGUCAAGGCAAGCCAUGGUGCAGCGAGUCCUUGAGCAGCUACCAGCCAUCACUCAUGUCUUAUCCCCGGACCGGAAGACGAGGCACCUGGUUCCCAUGUGGCAGGACCUAGAGAUCCUUGAGGCCAUCAAUGCCACCCUCACCCCACUUGCUGACUUUACAGAUGCCCUUUCCGGAGAGCAGUAUGUGAGCAUUUCUUCAGUCAAGCCGGUGCUGCAUCUGUUUGAGUCCUCCGUGUUGGUGGUCAAAGAGGAUGACAUAGAGUUCACCGCAACAUUGAAGACCAAGAUCUUGGGAUACCUUCAAGACAAAUACAGUGACCCGAAUACACAGGAUCUCCUCAACAUGGCAACGACACUUGACCCAAGAUUCAAGAUGGAUUACAUUGGAGAGGAGGUCAAACCCACUGUACGAGCAAGACUGGUGGAUGAGAUGACUGGCCUUACACCAGCUGAGCAAGUUGCCCCUGACCCCUCGACUGAUCCCCAGAAACCUCCUGCGAAGAAGGCCCGGAAGACGCUUGGAAGCUUCUUUAAAGCCGCAAAAAGCAAUGAGGAGUCAGGCCCCACAGUUAAUCGAGACCAAGCAGUUCUGUCAGAGAUGGAGUCAUAUCUCCUUACACGAAACAUAGACACUGAAGAUGAUCCCUUAACUUGGUGGAGGGAAAAUAAGGCCCAAUAUCCCCGAAUGUCUUUGCUGGCACGAAAGUAUUUGGGCAUCCCUGCCACGAGCUCACCCUCUGAGCGGCUGUUCAGUACUGGAGGGAACAUCGUGACCUGUCAACGGUCAUCACUGAGGCCUCAAAAUGUUGACAGACUUGUGUUCUUGGCAAAAAAUCUUUGAGGAAAUUAUGCAGGGCCUUGUAUUGAUCUAUAUUCAGCCCU